Molecule: messenger RNA, 3195 nt
Organism: Chelonus insularis
Lineage: Eukaryota; Metazoa; Arthropoda; Insecta; Hymenoptera; Braconidae
Gene: Parp1
Product: Poly-(ADP-ribose) polymerase
Exons: 3
Coding region: 1-2964 (987 amino acids)
Biological process (GO): protein poly-ADP-ribosylation; double-strand break repair
Cellular component (GO): nucleolus; nucleus
Molecular function (GO): DNA binding; NAD+-protein mono-ADP-ribosyltransferase activity; NAD+ poly-ADP-ribosyltransferase activity
Source: RefSeq, a predicted model, not a curated record
AUGACUGAACAACUGCCUUUCCGCGUGGAAUAUGCUAAGAGUGGCAGAGCGUCAUGUAAAGCUUGUAAAGUUACAAUUGCCAAAGAUGAAUUAAGACUUGCCAAGCUUGUUCAGAGUCCUUUCCAUGACGGGAUGAUGGCUACUUGGUUCCAUCCUCAUUGCUUUUUUACUAAAGCAAAGCCGAAGUCUAUCACUGAAAUUGCUAAUUUCGAUAAUGUCAAAUGGGACGAUCAAGAGUUUAUACGGAAAAAAAUUGAAGAAGAAGGAGGUUCAACUGAUAGAGCAACAACAAGCGGAAAAGGACGUAAACGACCAAAAACUGAAGCAUUUAAAGAUUUCAAAGUUGAAUAUGCUAAAUCCAAUCGAUCUCAAUGUGUUGGAUGUGAGGCUCCAAUAAUAAAAGAUAAUGUUCGGGUAUCGAAAAAAGAUUAUGAAAGCGAGAAAGCUGUUAAAUUUGGAGGACUUGAUCGUUGGUAUCAUUUGGAAUGUUUUGCGCAACUUCGGAAUGAUUUAGAAUUUUUUGGAGCAGGAAAUAAACUUCCUGGAUUUAAAACGUUGAAGUCAGAAGAUCAGAGUCUUGUGAAUAAACAACUACCAGCGAUAAAAGGUGAAGAUCUUCCACCAGCAUCUAAAAAAGUUAAGAAAGAAUCAGUUGAUCCUGCAGAAGAAAAAUUAAUGAUCAAACAAAAUGAUAAAUUAUUUAAAAUGAGAGAUCAAUUAAAGGCAUUAACGAAACAUGAGGUGACGGAAAUUCUUGUAUAUAAUCAUCAGUUUAUUCCUGAAGGAAUAGACAGGCUUCUGGACUCAUUAGCAGAUCAAAUGACAUUUGGAGCGUUACCGAAGUGUGAUAAAUGUAAUGGCCCUUUAAGAUUUAAAUCUGGAUUUGGCUAUAAAUGUAUGGGUAAUAUAUCAGAAUGGACUAAAUGCGACAAUGUGGUUAAAGAUCCAGAGAGAUCCAAGCUUAAAAUUCCACAAGAUUUGAAAGAAAAGCAUGAUUUCUUGCAAUCAUUCAAAUCGAAAGUAGAAAAAAGAAUUAUGAGAAUAGCUUGUACUCCAGCUUCUACUUCUGUUGUAAAAAAAGAAGAAGGUGAGAGUGGACCAAAAAUUACUAAAACUGAUCUUCCUUUACGGGGAAUGCAAUUUGUUAUUGCUGGUAGAACUUCAAAAAAUAAAGAUACAUUGAAAAAAGAAAUAAUGCAGCUUGGUGGAACAGUUGUAAAUAAAGUACAUGAAAAUCUUGCCGCAGUAAUUUCAUCAGAAAAAUCUCUUGAAAAAGGUGGGAAACAUUUUGAUGAUGCUGAACAAAUGGAUAUUCAAGUAGUCACAGAAGAUUUCAUUGAAGAAGCUAAAGAUUUUAAAGAUGCUCCAGUAUCAUUAAUCACUAAAAAAAAUAUUGCUGGAUGGGGUGGAGAUCCAAGUAGUCGUAUCUCUGCUCAUCUUACCAAAUCUGCAUCAAUGAAAAAUAAGAGUAUGUAUGAAAAAUCUGGAGGAAAUAAAGUGAAACUACGUGUAAAAAAUGGAGGUGUCGUCGAUCCUGAUUCUGGACUUGAAGAUGUUGCUCAUAUUUAUCAAAAAGAUAACAUGAAAUAUACAGUUACUUUAGGUAUCACUGCCAUUGAGACAAAUAAAAAUUCAUUUUAUAAACUACAAGUUUUGGAGCAUGAUAACCAAAAAAAGUAUUGGCUUUUCCGUAGCUGGGGUAGAAUUGGAACUACCAUUGGUGGUAAUAAACUCGAAUCACAUUCACUUAACACUUGUAUCAAAGAGUUUGAGCGGCUUUAUCUAGAAAAAACUGGUAAUCACUGGCGAAAUAAAGAUUCUUUUGUUAAGCAGCCAAAUAUGAUGUAUCCUAUUGACACCGAUGAAAAUGAUGAUAGCGAUAAGGUUGGUAAUUUGGAGUCAGAAAUCAAAAGUAACUUAAAGAAACCCAUUCAAGAUCUUAUAAGACUAAUUUUUGAUAUAAAUAUCAUGAAAAAAGUAAUGAAGGAGUUUGAACUUGAUACAGAAAAAAUGCCUUUGGGUAAAUUAUCGAAGAAACAAUUAGAGGAGGCCUAUGCAGUAUUGAAAGAAGCUCAACAAUUAAUUGUUAAAGAAAACCCUGAAAGAAUAUUAUUAAUAGAUGUCUCUAAUAGAUUUUAUACUCUGGUACCUCAUUCAUUUGGUGUAAGAGAACCACCACUCCUAGAUAAUGAAGAAAUUAUUAAGAAAAAAUGUGAAAUGUUAGAAUCGUUGAUUGAAAUGGAAAUUGCUUAUAGUCUUCUUAAUGCUAAAACAGAUGACACUAAAAAUCCUUUGGAUGCUCAUUAUCAACAAUUAAAUAUAGAUGUUGAUGUUCUCGAUCGUGACAGUGAAGAAUUCAAAUUAAUUGAUAAAUAUGCCAAAAAUACUCAUGCAGCAACACAUUCAUCGUAUAAUUUGGAAAUCGAAAACGUCUUCAAAGUUAAACGUAAGGGCGAAGAUAAAAGAUUCAAGCCCUUUGAGAAAUUUCCUAAUAGAAAACUUUUAUGGCAUGGAUCGAGAACUACCAAUUUUGCUGGUAUUUUGUCUCAAGGUCUUAAAAUUGCUCCACCAGAAGCUCCAGUUACCGGUUACAUGUUCGGUAAAGGUAUCUAUUUUGCGGAUAUGGUAUCAAAAUCCGCUAAUUAUUGUUGUACAGAUGCUCAAAAUUCUACCGGUCUUUUACUCCUGUGUGAAGUCGCUCUCGGUAAUAUGUAUGAACGUGUCCGAGCUGAUUAUAUUGAAAAAUUGCCUAAAGGAAAACAUUCCACUUUUGGUAAAGGACAAACUUGCCCAGAUCCCAAGCAAACCUGUAAAUUGCCGAACGGUGUUGAAGUUCCUUGUGGAACUCCUGUGCCAGCGGAUGCUAAAAAUUCGUCGCUUUUGUACAAUGAAUACAUCGUUUACGAUGUUUCUCAGGUUAAAGUUCAAUACCUGGUUCGUAUGAAAUUCAAGUACAAAUUUUAGAAUGGAUAUAAAUUAUUUAUUUCAUACUUGGUCAUUAAUUAUAAAAGCUGAAAUGUAUUUUUAUUAUAUUCCACCUACCUUUUAUAUUUCUCGCAACUCAUUUGUUUUAUUAUCAUGAAUAAUAUUUAAUCAUUGAAAAAAUAAAAAAUAAAUGUUUAAUGUUUCCGCUGUUAUACAGAAUAUAUUUAUGUGUAGCUAUUGUAAUCUAAUAAAUAGAUGUAUUUUUUUUUA